GGUGCACGACACCGGACACGCACCGGCGUAGCAGCAUGGGGCGCGGGCAGAAGGGCAACCGCGGCGGGCGAGGCGGCGGGGGGCGCGACCGGCAGCAGGGGAGCGAGGACGAGGACGACCACCGGCCGAUUGCAAAGCAGAACGCGAACGUCGGCAUGCUCCCGCCCUCUUCGUCGGAGGACGAGUCGUCCGAGGAGGAGGGAGGGCAGAACCCGAACGCGGGCAUGAUGCCUCCUUCGAGCUCGGAGGACGAGGCGGAGGAAGAUACUCGCCCAAAGGCAAUGGGGAAGGGCAAGGCGCUCGACUACGGCGGCAGCAAAAAGGAGGAGUCGGAGGAGUCGGAUGAGGGGCCGGACCCCGAGACAAUGCGCAAGGAGAUGGAGCAGCUCGCGCUGGUCAAAAAGCGGCGCGAGGAGCAGGCAUGCGGCCAAGAGGGUAGAGAAGGAGGGGUGGGACCGCUUCAAGCCCAUGUCCGACUCCAACCACCCUCCAGGAACGCAGAUAUGGGGAGAUGUGGGGAGAUGUGGGGAGAUAUGGGGAGACAUUCAGCUGCCGAGAGACAGCCGAGAGACAGCCGAGAGACAGCCGAGAGACAGCCGAGGGGCAGCCGAGGGGCAGCCGAGAGACAGCCGAGGGGCAGCCGAGGGGCAGCCGAGGGGCAGCCGAGGGGCAGCCGAGGGGCAGCCGAGGGGCAGCCGAGGGGCAGCCGAGGGGCAGCCGAGGGGCAGCCGAGGGGCAGCCGAGAGGUAGCCCUGUCUUCACGCCCUGGCCCUGGCCCUGUCCACAUCGCAGGCAUGCGCGAGCCGGAGGGGGGAUGGGCGGCGGCCACAAGCUCUGUGUAGGCUCUAUCUCGCGUGCAUCCGAUCGAGCGAGCGCAUCGGGCUCAUCGCGCUCGCCGCCACCGACGGCCACGCCACCGCUGCCCUGCCAUCGCCACCACCGCCAGCGAAACUAGUGAGUAGUGUGUGUGUGUGCGUGCCCUCCCGAGCGAGGGAGAGAGCGUAAGUGUGCCCGCUUUUGGCACUGAAGAGCGACCACAAGAAUUGUUAAAAU
Emiliania huxleyi CCMP1516 is the source of this 1053-nucleotide messenger RNA. RefSeq lists its product as hypothetical. The transcript is spliced from 6 exons. The record is from RefSeq and is a predicted model, not a curated record. NCBI's taxonomy places the organism in Eukaryota, Haptophyta, Isochrysidales, Noelaerhabdaceae. Bases 36 to 842 code for a protein of 268 amino acids.